AUGACUCAGGCCUGCGGAGGACAGUUGGUGGUCUGCGCCAUUCACAGACUGAAGUCCUUCAAAUACAUUGAGCUCUGGUACUUCAGCCCAGAUGAAUGCAAGGCAACAGCUGAUGAGGCCAAAACCAACGCGGAUGACGCCUUUGGCUUCACCAAGGUAGAAGACUUUGUAGCCCUCAAGCCAGUCGCCUCCUUCAAAGCCUCCCACAGGGCUAUCCAAGACCAUAGCCUCGAAUGGCGACAGUUUGACCUCACCAAAAACAGCUUUCUCCUGCACAUCAACAAACUUAAGUGGCCAGAAAAGCACCAAUGCGCACUCACCAUGUUUUUCAUGAACAUUGUCGCGCAUCCCUACCGCUCUGAACACUUUGGCGAACAAGCUCUACUCCUCUAUGCAGCCCAUGUUCACUGUGACUAG
Messenger RNA from Suillus plorans, 417 nucleotides. RefSeq lists its product as uncharacterized. Bases 1 to 417 code for a protein of 138 amino acids. The transcript has a single exon. NCBI's taxonomy places the organism in Eukaryota, Fungi, Basidiomycota, Agaricomycetes, Boletales, Suillaceae. The record is from RefSeq and is a predicted model, not a curated record.